GGUGGGUGGCUGAGCUUUUGUCUUUAUUCGUUUCACAAUAAAAGCAGCCUCCCAACAACCACUUGGCCUCUAUUUUCUUCAUCAGACUUCCACCUCACUGCCUCCUUAUCUGAAUUAGUCAACAUUCACUGUUAUACACAAUCUCCAUCUCCGUUCCUUUCAUUUUUGUUCACUGAAUUUCAAUUUUUGGCUUCUUCAUUUCUCUCUUCUGCUUCCUUCUCAUAAUUUUACCAUGUUUGCCAUUGGAGAGGCUGCUCUGUCUGCGUUUUUCGAGCUGUUGGGGGGCAAGUUGCUCGACUCUGCGCUCAACAUUGUUGCUGAUCAUAAGCAACUCCACCCGCAGCUCAAGCAGUGGCAGUCCAUAUUGCCCGAUAUCCAAGCAGUGUUGGGCGAUGCAGAGGAGAAGCAGAUCAAGAACGACGGGGUGAAGAAAUGGUUGGAGGAUCUCCAGACAUCUUGGAUGAGUUCGCUUAUGAAGAGUUACGUCUCAAGCUCAAGAAAUCGCAAGCUCAAGCCAGCACUAGCAAGGUACGGAAACUCAUUCCUACCUGCUUUACUGGUACUAGUUUGACUCCCACUUCUUUCCUGUUUAAGAAUUCCAUGAUUCCCAAGGUCAAAGAGAUCACUGAUAGACUGAAUAGUUUGACAACUCGAAGAAGUAGUUUGGGGUUGAGUGAGAUCUUGUCUCAAGCUCCAACCUCCAAGGGAAAGCAACCCAGGCUGCAACCAACUUCCGUACUGGAUGGAGUUGUGGAGUAUGUUGGUAGACACAAGGAGAAGACAGAAAUGAUUGAGUUGCUCAAAGGUGAUAACUUCAGAGGAGUUUCAGUCCUUUCCAUCGUUGGCAUGGGAGGGAUGGGUAAAACAACUCUUGCUCAGCUUGUUUACAAUGAUGCCACCAUCAACAAGUCUUUUGACCACAAGGCCUGGGUAUGCGUUUCUGAUAAUUUUGAUGCAGUUAAUAUAACUAGGACAAUUUUAAAAUCCAUCGAUCCUGACUCUGGUGAUGAGAAUGACUUGAAUUUACUUCAAGUUAAGUUGAAGGAGAAGUUGUCUGGGAAAAGAUUCUUGCUUGUUUUAGAUGACAUAUGGAACGAGAAUUACGAUGAUUGGACCAUCUUACGGUCUCCGUUUGGAGCAAGGACCAAAAUCAUUGUAACCACUCGUCUUCAAAUUGUUUCAUCUAUUGUGGAUUCACUCAAAGUUUUUCAUUUGGAUAAACUAUCGGAUGAUGAUUGUUUAUCCGUAUUUACACAACAUGCAUUAAAAGCAAGAAAUUUCGGUGGACAUCUCCCAUUUAAAGAAAUUGGGGAGAAAAUUGUUAGAAGGUGCAAUGGCUUACCUUUGGCCGCAAAAGCCAUUGGAAGCUUGCUACGCACAGUUAAGUAUCAUCAAGAAUGGGAAAGAAUAUAUGAGAGUGAGAUAUGGAACUUACCAGAAGAGCAGUGUGGCAUAAUUCCAGCUUUGCGAUUAAGCUACCAUCAUCUUCCGUCAUACUUGAAACGAUAUCGCUCCAUACUUCCUAAAGAUUAUGAAUUUGAGGAAGGGGAAAUAAUCUUGUUAUGGAAAGCAGAAGGUCUCCUACAACAAAAAGUUAUACCUCAAAUUAAAGAUCUUGGAAAUCAAUAUUUUCAAGAUUUAGUGUCGAAGUCAUUUUUUCAGAUAUCCAGUAAAGCUCACAGCUCUUCCAGAAAAAGAUAUGCUUCUCUCGCUAGAGUGGCUAUAUAUUUCCAACUGCCCGUUGCUAGAAGAAGGGUGCAGUAGGGGUAAAGGACGAGAGUGGUCCAAGAUUGCCUACAUACCUUUUGUUCAAAUUGAGGCGGAUCUUGACAAAAGGAUUGGAGUGAAAAAAGCUUCAACAGUGAUGUUAUCAAAUGUUUAUGAUAUGGAGUGACAAAAGCUUCAACAGCCUUCGUUUUUCUUAAUGCUCUUAGUGAUCUUCUAAUGCUUCCAAAUGGCAUGCUAAUGGACCAUUCAAUGUUAUUUCGUUGUCAUUCUCGUCUUCUAUAUUCUCUUUUUGUCUGAAUGUCUUGUCAUUUUGUGCUUCUAGAUAUAUCUUCUUAUUUUUCAAUUCCCAAAAAACAUCUCCAAUCACUAUCAAAUCUGAAAUUGCAUUUUUUUU
Messenger RNA from Gossypium arboreum, 2122 nucleotides. Its product is annotated as putative disease resistance RPP13-like protein 1. The coding region runs from base 433 to 1764 and encodes 443 amino acids. Lineage: Eukaryota; Viridiplantae; Streptophyta; Magnoliopsida; Malvales; Malvaceae. The record is from RefSeq and is a predicted model, not a curated record. Gene Ontology annotation, biological process: defense response to other organism. Gene Ontology annotation, molecular function: ADP binding. The transcript is spliced from 2 exons.